ACUCUUUUGCUUUUAUCUUUUGCAGAGCAAAGAGUGGAAGAUGUACGACUCAUUCGAGAUCAGCAUCCAACUAAAAUACCAGUGAUCAUUGAGAGGUACAAGGGAGAGAAGCAGCUUCCAGUUCUGGAUAAGACCAAGUUCCUGGUGCCAGAUCAUGUCAACAUGAGCGAGCUAAUCAAAAUUAUCAGGCGACGCCUGCAGCUGAACUCCAACCAGGCCUUCUUCCUGCUGGUGAACGGACACAGCAUGGUGAGCGUUUCCACGCCCAUCUCCGAGGUGUACGAGAGCGAGAAGGACGAGGACGGGUUCCUGUACAUGGUGUACGCCUCUCAGGAGACUUUCGGAGCGCGAUCUUCCGUCUAAGACAGGCGAGCGGCUCCUAGCCUAGGAUGUUGGUUUACCCUUGGCCAUCACCCCCCCUCUUCCCCACACACCCCCCAGGGAAAGACACGGAUGCCACCUACGCUCAGUCCCGUAGCAUAGUCUUGCUUUAGCAGGUGUCUCACCUUCCCUUGCCUUGUUGGUGACUGUUAACAGUGCAGGCGAGCGCCUCCGGCUUCGAAACCUGCGGUAACGCUCCACGCAGGCACCUGGGCAUUUCCGGACUUGAUGAACGGAACCCGCGUAAAGGGACACUCGAUUGACCUGAACCAAACAGGCGCCAGGGAGGAGCUGAAGUGUUUCGUGUGACAGUUUGCUGGAAAAUCUCCCCGUGAUUCCUUAAAGCUUUUAAUUUUUUUUUUUUUUUUUUCUAAUGGGAAGGCUCCUCGUGAGAGCAAAU
Messenger RNA from Eurypyga helias (sunbittern), 781 nucleotides. Its product is annotated as microtubule-associated proteins 1A/1B light chain 3B. The record is from RefSeq and is a predicted model, not a curated record. Gene Ontology annotation, cellular component: autophagosome; autophagosome membrane; cytosol. Gene Ontology annotation, biological process: cellular response to nitrogen starvation; autophagosome assembly; autophagy of mitochondrion. Gene Ontology annotation, molecular function: ubiquitin protein ligase binding. NCBI's taxonomy places the organism in Eukaryota, Metazoa, Chordata, Aves, Eurypygiformes, Eurypygidae. The transcript is spliced from 3 exons. The annotation marks the transcript as partial.